Messenger RNA from Polyodon spathula (Mississippi paddlefish), 2004 nucleotides. RefSeq names its product lysine--tRNA ligase-like. Lineage: Eukaryota; Metazoa; Chordata; Actinopteri; Acipenseriformes; Polyodontidae. The transcript is spliced from 14 exons. The coding region runs from base 61 to 1713 and encodes 550 amino acids. Gene Ontology annotation, molecular function: lysine-tRNA ligase activity; ATP binding; tRNA binding. Gene Ontology annotation, biological process: diadenosine tetraphosphate biosynthetic process; lysyl-tRNA aminoacylation; basophil activation involved in immune response. The record is from RefSeq and is a predicted model, not a curated record. Gene Ontology annotation, cellular component: mitochondrion; cytoplasm; aminoacyl-tRNA synthetase multienzyme complex.
UACAGUUCAGAACAUUUAUUCACUUUACUCCUCAACUUAGAGAAUCUGAAGCAGAUACCUAUGGCAAAUAUUCAAGAAAAAACUAAAAUCACUCCCAGUGAAAAUGACGGGACUGGAGCUAUCACAGAUACAAUGGAAUUAGAACCCCGUAAAUACACCGAGCUCCGGACUGAGGCUAUCAGGCAGAUGAAUGAAAAUGGAGAACAAACUUAUCCUCAUAAAUUCAACGUGAAGAUGACUCUGUCUCAGUUUAUUGAGACAUACAGCAUUCUCAAACCUGAGGAGCACCUGAAAGAUACAGUGACCUCUGUGGCUGGCCGAAUUCAUGCCAAAAGACACGCUAGUGGAAAACUAGUGUUUUAUGACCUGAGAGGGGAAGGAGUUAAACUGCAGAUUAUGGCAAAUGUCCAAUUCUAUGAGUCUGAGGAGAAGUUUGUGAAGAUCAUCAAGGAUCUCCAUCGUGGGGACAUUGUUGGAGUUGAAGGAAAUCCCACCAAAACCAAGAAAGGAGAGCUCAGCAUUGUGCCAACCAAAAUUAUGCUUUUAUCUCCUUGUCUGCACAUGCUCCCACACCUUCACUUUGGCCUCAAAGACCAGGAGAAAAGGUACCGCCAGCGUUAUCUUGACUUGACCAUGAAUGAGUCUGUGAGGCAGAAAUUCAUAACAAGAGCUGCAAUUAUUAAAUAUCUGAAGAGUUUUUUGGAUGAUCUGGGGUUUCUGGAGGUGGAAACCCCAAUGAUGAACAUGAUUGCUGGAGGUGCUGCUGCCAGACCAUUCAUCACACAUCACAAUGAUCUGGACAUGAACCUAUACAUGAGAAUUGCUCCUGAACUCUUCCUAAAGAUGUUGGUUGUAGGAGGUCUGGACAGGGUGUAUGAAGUGGGCCGUCAAUUUAGAAAUGAAGGCAUUGACCUAACACAUAAUCCGGAAUUCACCACUUGUGAAUUUUACAUGGCUUACGCAGAUUACAAUGACUUGAUGGACAUCACUGAGAAACUCCUAUCAGGCAUGGUUAAGCAUAUUACAGGAGGCUACAAGAUCACUUAUCACCCCAAUGGAUCUGAAGGUGAGGCAGUGGAAAUUGAUUUCACUCCCCCCUUUAGAAGAAUGAGGAUGAUGGAUGAACUUGAGAAGGUCUUGGGUGUGAAACUACCAGCUGCAGAUACUCUGGAUACCAAAGAGGCUUGUCAAUUUCUUGAGAAACUCUGUGAGGAGAAAACAGUGGAGUGCAGUACACCAAAGACUGCAGCAAGACUUUUAGAUAAGUUGGUAGGAGACUUUCUUGAGGUUUCAUGCACCAAUCCCACCUUUAUUUGUGAUCACCCACAGGUCAUGUGUCCACUGGCAAAAUGGCAUCGAUCAGAGAAAGGACUAACUGAACGCUUUGAACUGUUUGUCAUGGAAAAGGAGUUGUGCAAUGCCUAUACCGAGCUGAACGAUCCACGUAAACAACGGGAACUGUUUGAAGAACAAGCCAAGGCAAAGGCAGCUGGUGAUCUGGAGGCCAUGGAGAUUGAUGAAGAUUUCUGUACAGCUCUGGAAUAUGGCCUCCCCCCAACAGCAGGUUGGGGACUUGGAAUUGACCGUCUCACUAUGUUUCUAACAGACUCCAACAACAUAAAGGAGGUCCUUCUGUUUCCAGCCAUGAAACCUGAUGAAACCAAACUGAAAGCUGGAAACAGGGACAAUCUGGGUAACCGAGUGGUGAUGUGACGUGCAUCAUGAGGCAUGUUUUUCUUCAUUAGUUUUGGGAUAACACAUAUACAUAUAUUGCUUCAUGAUAGGGAACUCCUUUAUCUAUCAAUGUUAUUAUAAUUCAGCAGAUAUUAGGCUCCACAACGAACAUGUCGAAUGGAUGCUAAAUUCUUGAAAAUGCUUUUUUAAGCUUUGUUGUCUUCUGCGCAAUGUGUAAAUUAUUUACACAUUAUUAUUACAAUUUGCUUUUGAUCUUACUGCAAUUAGCCAUUAAAUUCCUUAUUUAUCUGCAAAAUUGUCAUUUCAGUU